UUCAACUAACCUGCAGAGACCCCUGCAAAGACAAUGAGAUACAAUGAAAUAUCCCACUUCAGUCACCCCCAACAUACUCUCAAAUUUGAGUACACAGAAUUCCCAUUCAAAUGUGAUGGCUGCAAGGAGGUGGGCAUAGGCUCACGCUAUAAAUGUUGCAUAUGCGACUUCGACCUCCACAUGCACUGUGCAGUGCCUUCCCCUACUAUCUACCACCCUUUCUACACCAAAUGCUCGUUCCAGUUCCUCUCGCACCCGCCGGGCAACACCCCCCGCUACUGCAAUGCAUGCGAAAAGGACGUCAAGGGUUUUGUGUACCACUGCAAGACCUGCGGGUUUGAUCUCCACCCAUGUUGCGCCAAGCUCCCCAUGGUGCUCGAUGAUGGGGAAGUUAAGCUCUAUCUGUAUAAGAAAGUAUGCGCAUCGUGCCACAAGUGUGGGCGGAAAGGGCGGAGCUGGAGCUAUAGGUCUACAUGCAAGAAGUACAAUUUGCAUGUGGCAUGUGUGAGGGAGAUGCUCAUGGAAAGUUGGCCGGAUAUAUAUGUUGGACGUGGGAAAAGCAGGAACUUGGAGACCAGAAUUCCUAGCUUAAAGAAUACGCUUCAGACCCAUCACCAUCGGAGCAAAGGUAAGGUGAAAAAGUGUUGUGAGAUGGCUGGGCUGGCGGUGCAGUUUGUUAUAUCGGCGGUGCUAGGGGACCCGACGACUCUGAUUGCCGGAGUUAUAGGGUCCAUGAUGUCUCGAGCAUGAAUACACACAUAUAUAUAUAUAUACGCGUGGCUGAAUCGGCAUGGUCGUCGGGGUUUCGUGAUGUCCGGUGCAUGCAUGUGUUUGUUGAUGUUGAAUAUAUAUCGUGAGGAGUGGACAGUACUACUACUGGUCCAAAUGCCUAAAAUGAAUAAAUUCUCCAUGCAGUGUGAUAUCCAAUUAGUUUAUCAAAA
Molecule: messenger RNA, 941 nt
Organism: Juglans regia (Persian walnut)
Lineage: Eukaryota; Viridiplantae; Streptophyta; Magnoliopsida; Fagales; Juglandaceae
Exons: 1
Coding region: 34-750 (238 amino acids)
Source: RefSeq, a predicted model, not a curated record